Messenger RNA from Erinaceus europaeus (western European hedgehog), 291 nucleotides. RefSeq names its product major allergen I polypeptide chain 1-like. The record is from RefSeq and is a predicted model, not a curated record. Gene Ontology annotation, cellular component: extracellular region. The transcript is spliced from 3 exons. Lineage: Eukaryota; Metazoa; Chordata; Mammalia; Eulipotyphla; Erinaceidae. Gene Ontology annotation, molecular function: steroid binding. The coding region runs from base 1 to 291 and encodes 96 amino acids.
AUGAAGUGGGCUGCUGUCCUCGGGCUGCUCUGGUCCACUCUGCUCCUGCUCCUGCUCCUGCCCUCAGGCGGAAAUAGCAAGAUUUGCCCAGCUGUGAUGGAGGAUAUCGACAUGUUCCUCAUGGGAAGCCAGAAAGAAUAUGUCAACCUGGUGGCAAGCUACCAGAACAAAACUCUGGUCAAGGAAAAUGCAGAGAAUCUGAAGCAAUGUGUUGACACCAAGCUGACAGCGGAAGAGAAGAGGAUGGUCCUCAAUGUGCUGGAUAAAAUGGAGAACAGUCUCCUUUGUUAG